This is a messenger RNA of Amphimedon queenslandica, 935 nucleotides long. RefSeq lists its product as uncharacterized. The transcript has 6 exons. The record is from RefSeq and is a predicted model, not a curated record. The coding region runs from base 369 to 842 and encodes 157 amino acids. Lineage: Eukaryota; Metazoa; Porifera; Demospongiae; Haplosclerida; Niphatidae.
UAGAUGCUGUCAGAAAAAGCAGCAAUGAUCUCAAAGUUGGCAAAAACCAUAUCUUUGCAUUCAAAUGCCCUCAAAACAAACAUUGUUUUUGCAUUGUCCAGAAUGAAUCUUCAACCAGUUGUACUCAAUGUCGACGAUCACACUCAGAAGUACUGCAAAGUGAUGAUGAUAGCUAUAAAUGUUGGUUUAAAGAUACUCAAUCAUCCAGUUCACGAGCUGAGCCAUCAUCAGAAGGUUCAUCUACUGCAAGGCCCACAGUGCAACCCACUGGAUUAGUAACAGCACAAGUGUCUGCACUAGACAGUUGCUCAGCAAAAGAGGUGCAACCUAAUCGCAUAAAAAAUCCUGCAAAGAAUUGGAUUUGUUGCAUGUUAAUAAUUAUUUUGGCUGUUUUGGCUGGUGUGACUAUAAACCAUUUUGUGGUGGAAAAAGAUACUAAUGAUGUUGAAAAGUUCUUGACUAUCAUGACUCAUAUAGCUACUGGUGCUUUACCAGCACAGCCUCAUCACAACAGUACCACUGUUAAUCCUGAUAGUGAUCAUGGAGCUGGACAGCUAAGUAUAGAGGAUCUUGAUAAAGUGCUAACAGUGUUACAUGAAGCAAUGUUUGGUUCAGCAGAAUGGAAUAACUUGGGGCUGAAGUUAGGCCUACUAGGACCAACAACACUUGAUGUUAUUGAAGACGGUGGUGGUAAUGCACAUAAGAAACUAAGGAAGACUAUAAAAGCAUGGCUGAGAGGAGAAGAUAAGGUAACUAGUAGAACAUGGCAGACUUUGAUUGAUGCUGUGAAGGGAACAGGAGACCGUGCAGCUGCUGAAAGAAUACCUGAUAAACUGAAAUAACUUUAUGGUAUUACCCUUUAAUAAUAGUAAUAAUAUUUUGAAUGCAUUCUGCAUUAUUUCUGCUUUGUGUGUCUUAAUAGUAUUUUUGUUUAU